Molecule: messenger RNA, 2307 nt
Organism: Paramecium tetraurelia
Lineage: Eukaryota; Ciliophora; Oligohymenophorea; Peniculida; Parameciidae
Exons: 6
Source: RefSeq, a predicted model, not a curated record
AUGAUUAUAAAAUACAACGAACGCAGAGUUUCUAUCACUCCUAAAACCUAGACCAGUCUCAACAGUCCUGUUAGAAAUAACACGUAGCCAGUAUUUCUAACGUCUCCAAAAAAAUAAUUGUCAAGCAUUAAGGAAAUCACUAAUAAAUAAUAGGAAUUAAAUAAGCUUCUUAAUUAGCAUGUUGAUUUCUAGACUUAAUCCGCUAACACUUCUAUGCAUUCGUUUGAUUGCAUUACGGCUCAAUCAAGAUUCAGAAGGAAACAAGUCAAUGCUGAUAUUAGUUCAAAAUUAAUGCACUUAGACGAAGAAAUUGUUGAAGUAUAUAAUGAAUUCGAAAAGAAUUACAGAUAGAUCAAUGAUUUGGAUAAAUUAGAAUAUACUCCAUAAGCUAGUUAACAAUAAAUUUUUGUGAGUAGAAAAAGUCUAAACAAUUUAAUUUAAACGCAUGAUGGACUCAUGUAAUCAGAUUUAAAGUUCGGUAAUUUGAACAGAAUUAGAAUUAAUAGAUUCAAAUUUUAUUAUUUUCGUAUUAAACUAAGAGGGAAGGUAUCUCCAAUUUAAGUAUUCUUCAACAUUCCAGAAAGAGUAUAAAGUUCAGCUGUAAAAAUGUUUUUAUCAACUAAAGCAGAAUUCCCAACUAAAUUUAACGCAGAAUAUAUUCUUCACUCUCGAUUUGCUAAAAUAUUUUCUGAAAGAAAUCAGCAUUAUUUUACUGAAGAAUAUCUUUUCAUAACAAUAUAUUCUGAUGUAGAUUUCGAAUUCUCAAUAACAUUUCAGUUUGGAAACACUCAAAUCACUAAAUCACCUCCCAAACAAAUUGCAGAGUCUCUAGACCUUAUAUCCUAAAAUUGCUCUCCAACCUAAAAGUAACUUCCUAAUGACAAAAUUAUAUAAAAUCUUACCUUAACCUAAUAUCAAGGAAGCUAAAAAUUGCGUAAAAUAUUAUCAGUUCAAUCAGAAAGAACUCACAAAUAAAAAUAGGCUAAAUCUCUGAGAUAAUCAAUGCUCGAAGAUAAGAAAUUAGAUAAGAAAUCUAAAUUACUGGUUAAGGAUUAAAUACUUCAUUUUAGGGAAGUAGAAAGAUAGAUCAAAUUGAAAAAAUUAUAAAUGCAAUUCGUCCAAUAAAACUGGUUUCAACUUUUUAGUUUGCUGCUUAUUACUGAAUAUGUUUCGAAUUCUCUGUAAGAAUAGAAGAGAAGAUAAAAGGUUGCAGCCAAAGGCAAACUAUUAGUUUGGGCAAUGAAAACUAAAGCCUUGUUAGAUGUGAAGGAAUAUGGAGAAAGUGCAAAAGAAAGAACCAUUUUCAAAACUAGAUGUGUAGUUUAAAGUUUUGCAUGUAUGAUUAGAGAUAAGUCUAAAAUCAAAGCAGAAUUUGUUGUUACCAAGUUCAUGGGACGCAUACUUUUGUUUCUAACUAUUCUAAAUAAACAUUAAAGCACUUUAAACAAAGUCAUGUUUAUUCAAAGAAAAUUUCGUUUAUUAAAAGCUAAGAAAAGAAAAUUCAGAGAUAAGUUUUGGAAGUUAAUCAAAGAGAACAUAGCUGAUAUUAUUUAUGAUCUGAGAAGGUAAAAAGAAACAUAAUUUUUCUUUGAUAAAUAAUAAAUUAACAUUGACAUACCUGCAAUGAAUAUAGUCAUAGAUGAUUAUUGUAGAAGGCAAAGGGUAUUGUGGCUCGAAUAUAUAUAACACACGUUUUUAGAAAAGGAUUAAAAGAGAAAAAUACAUGAAUACGCUAAAAAUCUCAAGGAACCUAAGAUUUAUGAUUUACCGAAUAAAAACGAAGUAAUAUGCAAAAAUGAAAAAAAUACUAUGACUAUAAAAUAAUUUAUUUAAAUGGGAAAUGCAUGUUAGGCGACACAAGAUAGUCUCCCAACAGAAAUCAGUGAUGAAUCUACAGGACCUCAAACAGUAAAGGAGACAAAUGAUAGAGUUAUAUUCAAUGAGAUUUAUAAAAAGGAGAAUGUUGAGGUUCCAGAUAAAUCAUACUCCUCACCAAUUCUAAUUCAUCUUCAACUCAUCAAUCUUGACUUGAUUGAACCAGAUUAGUUUAUCCCUUAAAUUAAGCCAAACAGAAGAACUUUGAGUUUUGUUAAUGAGAGAACGUAGAAGCAGAUAGUCAGAAGUAGAACACCUUCUCAUAAAAUUGAUUCAGACACAAUAUCUAUGACAAAAUAACCGAUCAAAUCCUCAUUAAAAUCCAUCAAUUCUAGGAAAGGCAGCUCUAACAAAAGUCAAAAGUCAGUUAGAUGGGAUAGUGAUUUAAGUGUUUUCCUUAAUUUAACUCACUAUCAAAAUUAUUAGAUAUGA